AUGCUGUUCUGCCAUUCCCAGCCUGAGUCCUACCACCAGCACUCUGCUAGUUACAUUAGAGAGGCCUUGGCACCUUUCUUGAAAAACGAAGAAGCAAGGCUUAUGUCUGAAAAUGGUGCCAAGAGGACCCCGUUCCAGUACAGCCUGUGUGCAGCCACCUCACCGGCUGUGAAGCAGCAGGAGGAGAGUCUCACCUAUCUCAACCAAGGUCAGUCCUACGAAAUCCGUAUGCUAAACAGAAAACUAGUGGAGUAUACAGAUAUAAGCAGCAAAUAUGUAAAGAGCAUUGUGCGUGUGGUGUUUCAUGACCGCCGACUGCAGUAUAUGGAGCACCAGCAGCUGGAAGGGUGGAGGUGGAACAGACCUGGGGACAGAAUCUUGGAUAUAGAUAUCCCGCUGUCAGUGGGUAUAAUUGAGCCCCGAUCCCACCCUCUGCAUCUCAACACGAUUGAGUUCCUCUGGGAUCCUGUGAAGAAUGCUUCUGUUUUCCUCCAGGUCAACUGCAUCAGCACCGAGUUCACCCCCAGGAAGCAUGGCGGGGAGAAAGGCGUCCCCUUUCGUAUUCAGGUGGACACUUUCACCGCCAAUGAACACGGAGAAUACAUGGAACAUGUCCACUCCUCCAGCUGCCAGGUCAAAGUCUUCAAGCCCAAAGGAGCUGAUCGUAAGCUGAAGACAGACCGGGAGAAGAUUGAUAAAAAGACUCCUCAAGACAGAGAGAAGUAUCAGCUGUCCCACGAGACCACAGUGCUUAAAGAGUGUUCACCGUGGCCUGAUGCUCUAAACUUCACCAGCCACAGCAGCAGCAGCACUCCCUCACCAGUUUAUCACAGCUCCCCAACGCCUUGUAGUUUCCCUGAUGGCAACUGUUCUCCAAACCAGCAAGGGGAGCUGCUCAUGCCCGGCUGCUUUGAUCACCUUCUGCCAUCAUCCUCGCUGCAGGACACUCAGCAGUGGCUGCAACAUCACAGGUUCUCGCCUUUCUCACGGCUCUUCUCCAGCUUCUCAGGUGCCGAUCUGUUGAGGAUGAGCAAGGAGGAUUUGGUCCAGAUCUGUGGCCCUGCCGAUGGUAUUCGCCUUUUUAACACCAUGAAAGGAAGGUGUAUACAGCCUCGUCUGACCAUCUACGUGUGUCAGCAGCAGGCCAGGAGUCAGCCUCCUGUUAAACCGGGCGGAGGAGAUAUCUAUCAUGCUCUAUACCUGGAGAAGCUCACACUAAUGGACCUGUCAGAAAAGAUUGCUUUACUGUACAGCAUCACUCCACAGCAAAUAACACACAUCUACAGACAGAAACCCAGCGGGAUCCAUGUCAUAGUGUCCAACGAGAUGGUGCAGAACUUCAAAGAGGAAACCAGCUUCAUCCUCAGCACGAUAAGAGAUGGUACCACAGACGGCUAUCAUGUUGUGUUGAAAUGACCAAGAGUAGCCCCGCAGGCCUAAUGUUUCAUUAGUGGAAUAGUUAAGAUUAUAUUUAAGUCAUUCUAGACUACAGUAUGUGAUAAAGAAGGAUUUACAGUCCAGUCAAAUGAUGCUGACGGAGACCUUUCAGUAUUGGUAAAUCUGAGCCCCGUCUUCCAAUAUUUUGAAAGUAAUCUAACCAAAGUAAGAACAUUAAAAGGACUUGUUUUGGCCUCUAACAGUCUCAGAUUUUACUUUUAGGUGUCUGAAAACUUUACAUAAAGGAUCCACCCAGAGGGAGACUAUUUUUAAAAGAUGCUUUUAUAACCAGAAACUAGAAGACACUUAACAGAUCAAGGCAGAGGCAGACGAGCAAAUCAGUGAUUUUAUUCAUGGUGUCUGGUAUCUUUGAAGAGAGCAACAUCAUGGCUGUUUCUGGUUUAAAAGCAGCUCUUAUUCUUUUUAAGAAGGUCUACCUCUGUUAAAACGCUCUCUGUGAUUGUCAUUCAGUUUUGAUAACAGGUGGAGCUUGUCAUUUGAAAAACAAGAACUUUUAUUGGACGUACUCUGAACCCAUACCUUGGCUGGUGCAUUAGGCGCUCAAGGCUUCUGGCUUCAAGCAGCCAACUGCAGCAACCCCAAAACUUUUUUCUGUUGUAUGCAUCAUGAGUUUUAAAAAUGUCCCUAAACCUUACUUUUAAUGUUUAAGUUUAAUCCUACUUUCUCUUGUCGCAGGGUUACUGAUGUUACUGAUUCAUGUUCAACAUGCUUUUUCAAUAAGUAAUAAAUGUGAACAGAUCUUUAUCACUCUUUAUAUUUUCUCAAGUUUUUUGCUCAUUAAAAAUCAUUAAUGCAAAUUUAUAAGGUUAAUAAAAGUGAAAUGCAAAUAAUUAGAAGAAAAUGAACAAACUGUAUGAUGUGGUUUUAUGUAAAGCAAUGUUUAUUUCAUGCCUGUCACUCAUGUGAAAUGCUGUGUGUAUUCUUUUUUCUGAGACUGCAGGAGGAUCCUUCUGUCAUGGCUCUGUAAUCUAAAUA
Notolabrus celidotus (New Zealand spotty) is the source of this 2433-nucleotide messenger RNA. It is a transcript of the gene tfcp2l1, whose product is annotated as transcription factor CP2-like 1. The coding region runs from base 1 to 1416 and encodes 471 amino acids. Gene Ontology annotation, molecular function: DNA-binding transcription activator activity, RNA polymerase II-specific; RNA polymerase II cis-regulatory region sequence-specific DNA binding. The transcript has 15 exons. NCBI's taxonomy places the organism in Eukaryota, Metazoa, Chordata, Actinopteri, Labriformes, Labridae. Gene Ontology annotation, cellular component: nucleus. The record is from RefSeq and is a predicted model, not a curated record. Gene Ontology annotation, biological process: regulation of transcription by RNA polymerase II.